Molecule: messenger RNA, 5165 nt
Organism: Nannospalax galili (Upper Galilee mountains blind mole rat)
Lineage: Eukaryota; Metazoa; Chordata; Mammalia; Rodentia; Spalacidae
Gene: Lgr4
Product: leucine rich repeat containing G protein-coupled receptor 4
Exons: 18
Coding region: 506-3361 (951 amino acids)
Biological process (GO): G protein-coupled receptor signaling pathway
Cellular component (GO): membrane
Molecular function (GO): protein-hormone receptor activity; protein binding; G protein-coupled receptor activity
Source: RefSeq, a predicted model, not a curated record
AACCCCGCGGCCGGGGGUUUGGGAACCCGAGCGUGCAACCCUAGAAGGGAAAAGGACCCGCAGAGCCCGAGCUGCGGCUGGGAGAGCGCGGAGGACAGUCCCGGUGUUUGUGUGCGAGCUGGGGCGGGGGCUGGGGCGCAAGGCCGGCAUGGCUGAAGGCUGCGCUCCGCAACCUUGAGGAGCCGCGCGGCUGGAGGCCCGGGACAGGGAGGCGACGCGGAUGGCGGAGCGCGGCCCCGGCAGUUGCUCCGGGCCGGGCCGGCUGGCCUGAGCCGCUGGCGAGCGGGGCUGCCUCGCGCUUCCAUGGAGCAGCGGGAAGGGACCAACUCCGGAGCGCCGCGUCGCUGCGCUGCUGCGGCGGACUGCUGACCGGACCCAGCCCACGCGGGCGGCCGAAGCACAGCGCCUGGCCCCGAGCCCCGCAGGCCGGCUGCCCCGGGGACGGAGGCCGGCAGCCGAGCAGGAGGCGCGGCGGGAGAGGCCGGGGCGGGAGGCGGCAGCAGCAAUGCCGGGCCCGCUGCGGCUGCUCUGCUUCCUCGUCCUGGGGCUGCUCGGCUCGGCCGGGCCCAGCGGCGCGGCGCCGCCUCUGUGCGCUGCGCCCUGCAGUUGCGACGGCGACCGUCGGGUGGACUGCUCCGGGAAGGGGCUGACGGCGGUGCCCGAAGGGCUCAGCGCCUUCACCCAAGCGCUGGAUAUCAGUAUGAACAAUAUUACUCAGUUACCAGAAGAUGCAUUUAAGAACUUUCCCUUUCUGGAGGAGCUACAACUGGCUGGCAACGACCUUUCUUUUAUCCACCCAAAAGCUUUGUCUGGGUUGAAAGAACUCAAAGUCCUAACGCUCCAGAAUAAUCAGUUGAAAACAGUACCCAGUGAAGCCAUUCAUGGACUGAGUGCUUUGCAGUCUUUACGCCUAGAUGCCAACCAUAUUAUCUCAGUCCCCGAGGACAGCUUUGAAGGACUUGUUCAGUUAAGGCAUCUGUGGCUGGAUGACAACAGCUUGACUGAGGUGCCUGUGCGCCCCCUCAGCAACCUGCCAACCUUGCAGGCGCUGACCUUGGCUCUUAACAACAUCUCAAGCAUCCCUGACUUUGCAUUUGCCAACCUUUCAAGCCUGGUGGUUCUGCAUCUUCAUAACAAUAAAAUUAAAAGCCUCAGUCAAAAUUGUUUUGAUGGACUAGAUAACCUGGAAACUUUGGACUUGAAUUAUAAUAACUUGGAGGAAUUUCCUCGGGCUAUUAAAGCCCUUCCGAGCCUAAAAGAGCUGGGAUUUCACAGUAAUUCUAUUUCUGUUAUCCCCGAUGGAGCAUUUGGUGGUAAUCCACUCUUAAGAACUAUACACUUGUAUGAUAAUCCUCUGUCUUUUGUGGGGAACUCAGCAUUUCAUAAUCUAUCUGAUCUGCAUUCCUUAGUCAUACGUGGUGCAAGCAUGGUGCAGUGGUUCCCCAAUCUGACUGGAACUGUCCAUCUGGAAAGCCUGACCUUGACAGGUACAAAGAUAAGCAGCAUACCUGAGAAUUUGUGCCAGAACCAAAAGAUGCUCAGGACUUUGGACCUGUCUUACAACAAUAUAAGAGACCUUCCAAGUUUUAAUGGAUGCCAUGCUCUUGAAGAAAUCUCAUUGCAACGUAAUCAGAUCUACCAAAUAAAGGAAAACACGUUUCGAGGCCUGGCAUCUUUAAGGAUUCUAGAUCUGAGUAGAAACCUGAUCCAUGAUAUUCACAGCAGAGCUUUUGCGAGGCUUGGGCCAAUUACUAACCUGGAUGUAAGUUUCAAUGAAUUAACUUCACUUCCUACGGAAGGCCUGAAUGGGUUAAAUCAACUAAAACUUGUAGGCAACUUCAAGCUGAAAGAAGCCCUAGCAGCAAAAGACUUUGCUAAUCUCAGGUCUUUAUCAGUGCCAUAUGCUUAUCAAUGCUGUGCAUUUUGGGGUUGUGACUCUUAUGCAAAUUUAAACACUGAAGAUAACAACCUCCAAGAUCACAGUGUGACAAAGGAGAAAGGUGCCACUGACACAGCAAAUACCACAAGUAGUUCUGAAAAUGAAGAACACAGCCAAAUAAUUAUCCACUGUACACCCUCAACAGGUGCUUUUAAGCCCUGUGAAUAUUUACUGGGAAGUUGGAUGAUUCGCCUUACCGUGUGGUUCAUUUUCUUGGUUGCUUUGUUUUUCAACCUGCUUGUCAUUUUAACAAUGUUUGCAUCUUAUACAUCGCUGCCUACCUCCAAACUGUUCAUAGGCUUGAUUUCUGUGUCUAAUUUACUCAUGGGCAUCUAUACCGGCAUCCUUACUUUUCUGGAUGCCGUGUCCUGGGGCCGAUUUGCUGAAUUUGGCAUCUGGUGGGAGACUGGCAGUGGCUGCAAAGUCGCUGGGUUUCUAGCAGUCUUCUCCUCAGAAAGUGUCAUAUUUUUAUUAACAUUAGCAGCUGUUGAAAGGAGUUUAUCUGCGAAAGAUAUAAUGAAAAACGGGAAAAGCAAUCAUCUCAAACAGUUCCGAGUUGCUGCCCUCUUAGCUUUUCUGGGUGCUGCAGUAGCAGGCUGCGUCCCCCUUUUCCACAGAGGGGAAUAUUCUGCAUCUCCCUUGUGCUUGCCGUUUCCUACAGGAGAAACACCAUCCUUAGGAUUCACUGUGACCUUAGUGCUGUUAAACUCACUAGCAUUUUUAUUAAUGGCCAUUAUCUAUACUAAACUUUACUGCAACUUGGAGAAAGAGGACCUCUCAGAAAACUUACAGUCUAGCAUGAUUAAGCAUAUUGCUUGGUUAAUUUUCACCAACUGCAUCUUUUUCUGCCCUGUUGCAUUUUUUUCAUUUGCACCAUUGAUCACAGCAAUCUCUAUCAGCCCCGAAAUAAUGAAGUCUGUUACACUGAUAUUUUUCCCCUUGCCUGCUUGCCUGAAUCCAGUCCUAUAUGUUUUCUUCAACCCAAAGUUUAAAGAAGACUGGAAGCUGUUGAAGCGACGUGUUACCAGGAAACAUGGGUCUGUUUCUGUUUCCAUCAGUAGCCAAGGCGGUUGUGUGGAACAGGAUUUCUACUAUGACUGUGGCAUGUACUCACACUUGCAGGGUAACCUCACCAUGUGUGACUGUUGUGAAUCAUUUCUCUUGACAAAACCAGUAUCGUGCAAACACUUAAUAAAAUCACACAGUUGUCCUGCAUUGACAGUGGCUUCUUGCCAAAGACCAGAGGGCUACUGGUCUGAUUGUGGUACACAGUCAGCUCACUCUGACUAUGCCGACGAAGAGGAUUCCUUUGUCUCAGACAGUUCUGACCAGGUGCAGGCCUGUGGACGAGCCUGCUUCUACCAGAGUCGAGGAUUCCCUCUGGUGCGUUAUGCUUAUAAUUUACCAAGAGUUAAAGACUGAACUACUGUGUCUCUCACCAUUUCCCUCAUCAACCAAAGCCACAGUGCUUCAACCGUGGACCUGUCUUUGGACUUCUCAUCUGGGCAGCACUUCUGCAGUCCUUUGUGGUGCCACUUAGAAGAAAAGUGGCAGUGUAUUUCUCAAACCAGACAUUUUUGAAGAACAGGUGCCUAAAUAAUAAAUUGGUAAAAAACAAAAUGUGCAAUGUUCAAUCAAUGUGUGGUUUAUUUGAAAUAAAUGUAACUUGAAGAUUUGAGGUAUGGUAUAACAAUAUAAAAUUAGUGUUUUUCUGAUCCAUAAGAUUCAAAUUUCAAACUUCUGAAUUAAGCACAAAAUAAAGAACAGCUGUUAAUUUUUUUUAAAUUUGGAAUGUGAUUUUAUAUAACUGAGAAAAAUUGUCUUGCUAAUUUUACCUAAUGUUUCAUCAUUAAUCUCUGGACAACUUACUGCAGGGCCAAAAAAGGGAUGUCUCCAAGCUAGAACUGAGAGGGUUCAUGCAGAUAUUACUUUUAUGAUUUUUCUAUUUCCAUCUUUGACAAAAGAAAACCAUAGAUUUUGCUCAAAUGAUUUAUAAAUCUAAAAACCUGAAGGUGUUUUAAAAACAAUAUUAACAGCUGUUAAUUUUUUUUUAAAAAUAACACAUUUGUUUUUGGUCAUUACACAUUGCUUUGGUGAAAUCACAAUAAUUUUUUGCUCAGUGUUUUUCAAUCACACUACUAGGAAAAAGCAAAAGACUAAUGAUAUGUGGGUUAGUAGAGGUGGCUAAACUAAUAUGGAGAUUUAAAUAGUACCUGAGGAACAUGAUGACUCCAUGUAAUGUUCCCAUUAAUAAACACUUCCUAAUAUCACUGGCUGCACUGACAUUUUCCAGUGUCAUUGACACGUCAUCUAUAGUUUGGAUUAUACUGGAAGUAAACUGGUAUAAUUUUAGGUAAUUGGAAGAAACAAGUAGUAACCAUGACACAAAGCACUUGUAUGCAUUUUCCUUAUCCUGUGAUUAAAAAAAAACUAUUCAAUAACUCAGAUGCUAUACUCUGGCUAGACAAGACAAAUACACCAUUUAGAGUGGGAGGACUGAAGCUUGUCCUUGUCUUUAAAAUUUUUAGUGUACUUGAUUCUUACCUAUAGGCUUCUGAUGUGUUACUAUGUGGAGUCUUAACAAUGUGUUUAGUCAGUAGCAAACCCACUGCCAUCUUAGUUAUGCUGGUUAAACAAAAAAUUAAGCUAGAUUGUAGUUUAAUAAACUGUACAUACUGUGCAUAUAAUGAAUUUUUAUCUUAUGUAAAUUAUUUUUAGAACACAAGUUGGGAAACGUGGCUUCUGUUCAUUUCGUUUAAUUAAAGCUACCUCCUAAACUGUAGUGGCUGCCAGUAGUAGGAUGUUAAAUUGUGGUUUAUAUACAUGUUUUGUUUUGUUUUUGUUUUUUUUUUUGCAUUGUAAAUAGUCUUGGUUGUACAUUGUCAGUGUAAUAAAAACAGAAUCUUUGUAUAUCAAAAUCAUGUUGUUUGUAUAAAAUGUGGGAGGGAUUUAUUUACAGUGUGUUGUAAUUUUGCAAGGCAAACUAUUUACAACUUUUUAAAAAUUGCUAUUAUGUUUGUAUAUUUACACAUCUGAUAAAUAUUAAAUCAUAACUUGGUAAGAAAAUCCUAAUUAAAGGUUUUUUUUACUAAAAUUCAAGUUAUUGAAAAGUUUUCAUUUCAUUCAUUUGAAAAUAGAAUUGUAAAUAUAAAAUAUGUGGUAAACUGUGCUAUAUAUGUACUAUGAAAUAUAACAUUGUACUCAGUGUUUUGAAAUAUUAAAAGUU